AUCACCAGACAGUCCCCCUGUGGAGCAGGUCUUUGAAGAGUCACCAGAAAGUCCCUCUGAGAAAAUGGUCUCUGGAAAAAGAGCAGUUAGUCUCACUGGGAAACAGGAUUAUGGUAAUCCAAGGACAUACGACCCAGAUUUUAAGGGCCCUGUUGUCAACAGGAGUUGUACAGAUGUUGUGUGCUGCAUGAUCUUCCUAGUGUUUAUUAUGGGCUACAUUCUUGUAGGACUUGUAGCCUGGGCACACGGCGAUGCCAGGAGAGUGACCUAUCCUACAGACAGCCAGGGCCACUUCUGUGGCCAGAAGGGCACCCCCAAUGAGAACAAGACUAUUUUGUUUUAUUUUAACCUGCUGAGAUGCACCAGUCCUUCUGUGAUGAUAAACCUACAGUGCCCUACCACACAGAUCUGUGUCUCCAAGUGCCCAGAAAAAUUUUUAACCUAUGUGGAAAUGCAAAUUUUGUACAAGAAGAACAGUAGCUACUGGGAAUACUACCGUCAGUUCUGCAAGGCGACCGCUAAGCCCGCCAAGUCUCUUCCCGAACUCCUGAUGGAUGACGACUGUCCUACUGCACUUUUUCCAAGCAAACCUUUUUUCCAGAGAUGUUUCCCUGACUUCACGAGCACAAAUGGCACUUUAACAGUAGGAAAUAAGGUGCAGUUUGAAGAUGGAAGUGGAAGGGUACGAAAUGUUUUGGAACUCAAGGAGGCCGUAAAUGCUAUCAAUAAGAUCCUUGAUGCAAGAGAUAUCACGCUGAAAGUGUUCGAGGACUACGCAACAACUUGGUACUGGAUCAUUAUUGGCCUGACUAUUGCCAUGGUCCUUAGUUGGACAUUUUUGAUACUCCUGAGGUUCAUAGCCGGAUGCCUCUUCUGGCUCUUCAUGUUCGGUGUGCUCCACGUUAUAGGAUACGGAAUAUUGUACUGUUACCAGCAAUAUAACAAGCUUCAGAGAAACCCGAAGUCUUCAUUAUCUCUAUAUGACAUUGGGAUUCAGACUGAUAUAAACAUGUACUUUCAAUUGAAAGAAACAUGGUUCACAUUAAUGAUAACACUCUGCAUCCUUGAAGUGACCAUCAUCCUCUUGCUGGUCUUCCUCAGGAAACAGAUUCGUUUGGCCAUUGUCCUGCUGAAGGAAGGGAGCAAAGCCAUUGCAUACCUCCCUAGCACCUUAGUUUAUCCAGUUUUAACUUUCAUCUUGCUCUCCAUCUGUUUUGCCUACUGGAUCGUGACAGCAGUUUCCUUGGCUACAUCAGGGGUGCCUGUUUACAAAGUUUCAGCCCCAGAGGGGCAAUGUACACAUGAAAAUGAAACCUGUGACCCAAUGAUUUUUAAUACAACGGAUGUGCCCAAAACAUGCCCGGGGGCUCUCUGUAACUUCGCUUUCUAUGGUGGAAAAAGUCUGUACCAUCAGUACAUAACUACCUUGCAUCUGUACAAUCUAUUUCUCUUUCUCUGGCUUGUAAACUUUGUCCUUGCAUUGGCUCAGUGCACCCUUGCUGGUGCCUUUGCUAGUUACUACUGGGCUAUGAAAAAACCUGAUGACAUUCCGAGGCUUCCCCUUUUCACUGCAUUUGGACAAGCAGUACGAUAUCACACAGGAUCCCUAGCAUUUGGAUCAUUAAUUCUUGCAUUAAUUCAAACGUUUAAAGUGAUCCUAGAAUACUUGGACAGACGUCUUAAAAAGGCCGAGAACGUCGUCUCUAAAUUCAUAAAAUGCUGCCUGAUAUGCUGUUUCUGGUGUUUGGAAAAACUGAUCAAAUUUUUAAACAAAAAUGCCUAUAUUAUGAUUGCAAUCUAUGGCAAAAACUUCUGCAGGUCAGCCAGAGAUGCUUUCAACCUUCUGAUGAGAAACAUUUUAAAAGUUGCAGUUACAGAUGAAGUUACACAUUUUGUGUUAAUCCUGGGGAAAAUCCUAAUUUCUGCACUUAUAGGUAUCCUGGCCUUCUUACUCUUUACAGAAAAGAUGCCAGUGAACUUUGGAGGACCCACAUCUUUAAAUUACUACUGGGUACCUUUGCUGACUGUCAUCUUGGGAUCAUACCUAGUUGCCCAUGGCUGCUUCAGUGUCUAUGCAACGUGUGUUGAAACAAUUUUCCUCUGCUUCUUGGAAGAUUUAGAAAGAAACGAAGGUUCGGCUGCAAGACCCUUUUUCGUGAGCCCAUCUCUGAUGAAGAUUUUGUUGGAGCAAGAUUCAUAAACUAAAGACCAGUGGAGGAGCAAACACCACCUCGCAGCCGUGUGUCACCUUUUCGUCCUCUGCUGUCUGUGCAACUCUUGUUCCAUAAGCACUCGGUGUUUAGGGACACCGCUCACGACCUUGCUGGCUUGCAUUUGCAUGUUUUAUACCAAAGCUUACACUGUAAAAUGUGAAGCCAUGGAAAGUUGCAAUGAAAUUGUUAAUAACAUGAAACAUUUUUAUACUAAGACCUUUCGUUUUGUAAUUCAUUUUUAAAUAUAGUGGCUUGGAUGUUUUGAAAAUAUUACUGGGUAUGUUAAUAUUCUUUUAAAUAUUAAAUGGAAAAAGGAUAUGUUAAUUACAUGGAUAGUUCCUAAUAUAUUUUUAAGAUUAUAGCUAAAUGACUUCUUCUGCAGGGAAAAUUGGUAAACAAAGUGAAGUAAACAUUUUUAAAGCUUUCCCCACUCUUGUUUGACAGUAACCAGUAAUAGGACCACCUCACUCCAGUCUUUUGGUACGUAUACAGUGUUUCCUGUUAGACAAAUUCUCAACUGUUCAACCAUUACUACUCUGUCCUCUGACUAAGUGCCUUACUGGCUAUUUAAUAUUACCCAGCUUUGGUGGGUAAGUUUACAAACAUUGUUUAAGAAAAAUUAAAACCUGCGUAGUUUAGUGAUGAAGACAAGUCUUGCGACUGUUUUCCUGUUGCUCACUGAUUGGAAACCACUGGGCAUUUCUCAGUGUUUGAUAUUCUCCGUGUCAGAGCACGUGGUAGGGCCUAAGGAAAAUUCCCUCGUGCCUCGUGGACAUUCACGAAUGUGUGCUACACGCAAGGAAAACAAACACUUGACAGAAAGGACACUUGCUGGCUUUCUUUUGUUUUUAUUAAAAGAAAUUUUUAGAAAUAGUCUUUUGUAUAGUCAAUCUUUAAAAAACACAAUAGGUAUAUAACUGCAUCUUUCUGUGUUUCACACCUACUAGAAAAAGAAACUUCUAGGAAUUACAAAGGGAAAUGUUACCCCAGAAAGGGUGCUCACAGGUGUUACGUACUCAAUAGCUCCAUUAUAUAUGAUGGCUUUCAUCAAAGGCUGUUCUAUGUAUGUCUCGCAUUUUCUAACUUUUGAUACAAAACAGCUUUUUUAUAACAUGUUGAUUGUAAGCAGGACCACUUUCUCAUUCCCUUUGAAACAAGUUGACUAGUAAUACUAACUUUAAAGAGAAUGAAUUCAUAAAAGCAUUCAUCCUAAGGGUAUGUCAACCAUGGUGACAGUUGGUGAACGAUUUGAGAAUCAACAUGAAGUAACAAUGGUUAAUCUAGCAUCACAUUUGUUGAAAUGUGACGUUAGAUGCUCUUAGGCCAAAAAUAAACUCAUGAGGGCAUGACAGUCUGAGCUCUAUAAUCGGUGUGCUUCUGCUGUGCAGAACCAUUAGGGUCGUAUUGUCGAAAUACCUUUGAUAACUAAGAUGUUUCAUACUGAAUGAAAUUUGUUGUUACUCAU
Messenger RNA from Octodon degus (degu), 3678 nucleotides. It is a transcript of the gene Slc44a5, whose product is annotated as solute carrier family 44 member 5. The coding region runs from base 65 to 2200 and encodes 711 amino acids. The transcript is spliced from 24 exons. Gene Ontology annotation, cellular component: membrane. Lineage: Eukaryota; Metazoa; Chordata; Mammalia; Rodentia; Octodontidae. Gene Ontology annotation, biological process: transmembrane transport. The record is from RefSeq and is a predicted model, not a curated record. Gene Ontology annotation, molecular function: transmembrane transporter activity.